UCCCCCGCCCUCACGCCACGCCGCGCUUGCGCAGUGCUUCCCCCACGUGUGCUCUCUGGGUGUUGUGUGCGGGUGCCGCUGAGCUCCCGGAGAUCUGCAACUUUGGUGUCCGAGCCUUCUCGGCUGCUCUGUACGCAGACUUCCGAGUCUCGCAGCUGGCGCCGCAGUCAUGGGCAAGAGCAAGAACAAGCGUUUCAAACGGCCCCCGUUCUCUCCCACCGGUGAGUGUGAAGCAGCGGAGAACGAGGAGCCCGGAAUGGACGACUCGCCGGCAGUGGAGCUCCUUGAGAAGCUCCAGCACCCGACCGCCGAGGUCCGCGAGUGCGCUUGUGCGGGGUUGGCGCGGCUAGCGCAGCAGCAGCCCGCCAUCUCGGCCCUCACUCGGAGGGAUGCGGUUCGGCAGCUCGGGCCGCUGCUGCUGGACGCCAGCCUGGCGGUGCGGGAGACCGCGGCCGGCGCGCUGCGAAAUCUCAGUGCUUGUGGAGGUUUUGAAGUUUGUGAUGACAUGGUUACCAAGGACAUCAUGACACCACUUGUUGCGCUAUUAAAAGAGUGUAGUGUUGGAUUAGAUUCUCCUGAAGUCUCUUUGAAGAACAAAGAACUGAAUAAAAAUUAUGUUGAAGACAUAGCUAAUGAGGCUGUGAAUGUACUAUGGAAUAUAUGUGAAUGCAGUAGUAGAGCAGUAUCUAUAUUCAACAAAGAAGGGUGCUUGGAGAUUGUAUUAAAGUAUUUAAGUAGGUUUUCCACCAAUGUUGACCUGGCUAUUUCAGUAGCAUUUUGUUUACAAGCGGUGACAGAGGAUAACCCAGAACUCUUAAAAUCUUUUACUGCUCCAGCUCUGCAGGUUCUGGAAUCAGCAAUGUUGUCACCCAUCACUUCUAUGAAACACACUCUUCUGAAAACAUUAGUGGCAGGGACAGUAUGGAACCUAAAGGAUAUUCUUCCCUCCAAGAGUCAAGCAGAUACCAUAAAUGCACUCCUGAAGAUUUUCUCUGAUGUUUUAGAAAUAGAUGUUGGGGAAGUUGUUAUUCAGAUGAAGGAAGCUGAAACUCAAAGGUUAAAUGCUGCUGCAGAGACUGAGACGGAGCAAACAGAAGAAAUGAAUGGUGAUAAUUUGAAUGAAGAUGAUGAAAUGGAAGACGUUCCCCACAAAAGAAAAGUCAGAAGGAAAACUUUCAUUUCAGAUCUACUUCCACCAACUGAAAAAGAAUUGAAAGAGACAGUAGCCUUACUCACAGCUCAACAGAUUGCCCUAGAGAUUAUUGUCAACAUGUGCUGCAGUGAUGAUCCUUCUGAUGAUGAAUGGGAUGAGUUUUCUAGUAGUGAUGAAAGUGAUGCAUUUAUGGAUAAUUCCUUUAAUGAACUCAAUGGACAGCUAAUGUCCCCACUCUGCCUUUCUGCUGAGGUUCAUGCUGCUCUUACAAACUACCUCAUUCCCAAGAAGAUUUUUGAGAAAAUUACCUUUCCAAACAGCAUGGCAGUUGACAUCUGUUCCAGAAAUCCUACUUGGAAGCCAUUAAUUAGAAAGAUGAACACUAUACAAUGUAGAGCGCUUGUGUGCCUCCACAGUAUCUUGUCUGUUUUGGAUGUAGAUUCUCUUGGAGGAGCUCCAGCACUUCAGACACUGGCGCAGCACCUGUCACAACUUGUUUUUUCUCAGCCAGAUUUUGCCAAACACACUGAAUUCCUAGAAGCCAUAAGUAGUGCGUUAAGGACUCUCUUGCAGAUAAUGGCAUCCAAGAACAUUUCCCAGUGUAUGACUCCUGAGCAACUGAUGUCAUUAUGUGAAGCUGGCAUUCAUAGUAGUAAUAUUGGCGUUAGAGUAAAUGUCAUUAGCAUUCUAGGAAUUACAGGCUGUGUCCUAGCCAAAGAAAAUGGUACAUGUGAAACACUGAAGACUAUUGGAAAAUUUCUUCUUGAAGUGGCUACCAAAGAUUCUUCUCUUGUAGUAACUGGAGAAACUCUGGAUGCCAUAUUUGAUGUUUUUGCAGAUGGUAAAGAGGCUGAAAAAGCAGCAGUUGAGAUCAAAUUAUUAUCUGCCCUAAAAGAAUUCCAACCAGUUUUCAAAAUGAAGCUACGAAAAGAAGGCAGAGGAAAAUACAGUACAGAUCAACUUUGUGUACUUGACAAUGUAAAAAUGAACUUGAGAAGAUUUAUUGCUUAUCAGGAGACUGUAGAAAAAAGACUAACUUCUUGAAUUAUCAGAGAACUGAUUCUUUUCAUUUAUUUUAACUGCCACAAAAUCUUAUGUUUGCAAAAUUGGCCUUUAUUUUGUCUCUAAUGUCACAUAUUUUAGUAUAUGUGCAAUUGAAAAAAAUUAACUGUAUAUUUAAAGUUCUUAAAUAUUUUUUGAAGUGGUAGAAAUAUGUCUUGAAUGCCUUUGGAAAGUUCUGCACAGUUUGAUUUAUGUUUUAAAUUAUUUUGUUGUGGACUGUCAUUAUUUCACAGAGAAAGUAGUAUUUUAAAGAGUUGGAUAGUUGUGAACUAAGCUGUGAAUAAUGGAAAAACCACUAAAUGAUCAUGUUUAAAAGAAUUUUAUAAAAAGGAUCCCCUCAACAACAGUAUUUAUGAUAGGAAGUAAAUAUUUCCUAAAUUUAAAAAGUAAAAACCCAUAGAAGAGGAAAUUAUCACCUGAGCCAUUCCUUUUGUGUUUACCUCUUCUAACCUUGUGAGGUGAUUCAAUUUGAAAUUUAUGAUUAAUAAGAGUAUGUAGUAAUUUUGAAAAUUUGAUGAAGAGAAUCUAAUCAAAAUUAAGUAAUUCACCCCUUCAAUUCACUGUGCUUAGAAAAUAAAGAGUUGAGGGAAGGAGUUUUGUUUCUGGGUUGUUGGGUUUUUUUAUUUUGUUUUGUUUUUUGAGAAGCUUUAUAUUGAAACUCUCUAGUUGUCUAACAAUUUGAUAUUUUAGAUUUUGGAUAAUUCAGACUUUGGACAUCUACUCACUAAUGUAUAUAGAAUUUUUAACAUACAUAAGACAUUUACUAGAGGUUUCUAGCCUUUUUUCUGAAGAGUACCAACUUUCUCCUACGGUCCAGUUUGAGACUAGACGAUAGGAAGAUAGAGAAUUUACAGUUUCUGGGGAGUGAAAAGUAUAGAGAGAGGAUUGGCUACUAACAUUAUCAUUUCCCUCAGGUGGGGAAAGAAAUGCAUGGUAGCAAUAUCCCUGUUGGAGAUGUGCCUAUCUUAAAUCUUAACUGUUCAAGCACAGUUAAUCUAUUGGGAAGUGAUAAUGGACAGUGUAUUUUAUUAGCUAGUUUUAUAGCUUUGUAAAAUAAGCUGCUGGUGAUUUCCAUCUUUCAUUUAUACCAUGUCUUUUAUAGUAUUUACAUAUAUAAUUCAAAUUUCUUAUUGAUAAGAUGAAGAAAUUAAAUUGGAUAUUGAAAAUAGAGAAUAUUCAAUAAACAAAUUGUAU
Molecule: messenger RNA, 3409 nt
Organism: Sarcophilus harrisii (Tasmanian devil)
Lineage: Eukaryota; Metazoa; Chordata; Mammalia; Dasyuromorphia; Dasyuridae
Gene: HEATR3
Product: HEAT repeat containing 3
Exons: 15
Coding region: 170-2197 (675 amino acids)
Biological process (GO): protein import into nucleus; ribosomal large subunit biogenesis
Source: RefSeq, a predicted model, not a curated record